Molecule: messenger RNA, 3535 nt
Organism: Lotus japonicus
Lineage: Eukaryota; Viridiplantae; Streptophyta; Magnoliopsida; Fabales; Fabaceae
Product: LRR receptor-like serine/threonine-protein kinase GSO1
Exons: 1
Coding region: 238-3201 (987 amino acids)
Molecular function (GO): protein binding
Source: RefSeq, a predicted model, not a curated record
ACUUAGUGGGCAGAGCUGCUUCAUGGAACUAUAUAAAGUCAGAUCAUACAUCCUCCUGGCACUUCAACCUGUAUCAUUGUAUUCUUUCAUGGACUACUCAUAUUUUCUCACUAUUUUCAUCUUUGCAGUCUGCAAAAUUUGAGCCUUUAUCUUAAUUUUCUUUUCUAUUCUUUUGUAUAGAAUGAACCUCUUGGUCUUAGAACAUACCUUGUGAAUCAUUUGAUCUGGUCUCUGAUAAUGAAACUCAUAUCUUUCAGACAUUCUGCAAUGGGUUCCAUUUGGAUGUGCCAUUUCUUUCUGUCAUUGGCCAUACUUGGUGAAACUGCUUCUGUUGCAACUCUUACGAAUGAUUCAACAGAUUCCUACUGGCUUCUCAAGAUUAAAUCAGAACUUGCAGAUCCACUAGGAGCCCUGAGAAACUGGUCUCCAACAAAUCAUUUCUGCAGCUGGAGUGGAGUAACAUGUGCAGUUGAUCAGGAACAUGUUAUAGGCCUGAAUUUGUCAGGCUCAGGAAUAUCAGGUUCCAUUUCAGUUGAAUUCAGUCACCUCAUUUCUAUUCAAACACUUGAUUUGUCUUCAAAUUCCCUUAAUGGCUCCAUCCCUUUAGAGCUUGGGAACCUUAAAAAUCUAAGAACACUGCUGCUGUACUCAAAUUACCUCUCUGGCAACAUUCCUGCAGAGAUAGGUAAUUUGAAGAGCUUGCAAGUUCUUAGAAUUGGAGACAACAUGUUCACAGGUGAAAUCACACCUAGCAUCUUCAACAUGAGCAAGUUGACAGUGUUGGGUCUUGGCUACUGCAACUUCAAUGGAAGCAUACCUUCUGGGAUUGGGGAGUUGAAGCAUCUAACAUCUCUUGAUUUGCAAAUGAACAGUCUGAGUGGCCCCAUACCUGAAGAGAUUCAAGGCUGUGAAGAGCUUCAAAACAUAGCAGCAUCAAACAACAUGCUUGAAGGAGACAUACCCUCCUCUCUGGGGUCUCUUAAAUCAUUGAAAAUUCUGAAUCUUGCCAAUAACUCUCUAUCUGGAUCAAUUCCUAAAGCCUUGAGUCAUCUUUCCAACUUGACAUACCUGAAUUUGGUUGGAAACAAACUAAAUGGAGAAAUUCCUUCAGAGCUUAAUAGCGUGACUCAGCUGCAGAAGCUAGACUUGUCUAGAAACAAUCUUUCUGGAUCAAUACCCCUUCUCAAUAGCAAAUUGCAGAAUCUUGAAACUCUGGUUCUGUCUGAUAAUGCUUUCACAGGUAGCAUUCCAAGCAACUUCUGCUUCAGAGGCUCAAAGCUUCAGCAAUUUUUCUUGGCUAGAAACAUGCUCUCUGGAAAAUUUCCCUUGGAGGUUCUCAACUGCAACUCAAUCCAACAGUUGGAUCUUUCUGACAAUAGCUUUGAUGGAGAACUUCCUUCCAGCAUAGACAAACUACAGAAUCUCACAGAUCUUGUGCUCAACAACAACAGCUUUGUUGGAUCAUUACCUCCUGAAAUUGGAAAUCUUAGUAACCUGGAAGGUCUUUUCCUGUUUGGUAACUUUUUCAAAGGUGAAAUCCCAGUGGAGAUUGGAAGGCUGCAAAGAUUGAACACCAUUUACCUCUAUGAUAACCAGAUGUCUGGACUCAUACCAAGAGAGUUAACAAACUGCACAAGCUUAAGGGAAGUGGACUUUUUUGGAAAUCAUUUUUCAGGGCCCAUUCCAGAGACUAUAGGUAAGUUGAAGGACUUGGUUGUUCUUCAUUUGAGGCAGAAUGACUUGUCUGGCCCCAUCCCUCCAAGCAUGGGGUACUGUAGAAGUCUUCAAAUCUUGGCCUUAGCAGAUAACAGGUUAUCAGGUUCCAUUCCACCCACAUUCAGUUACCUUUCAGAACUUAGUAAGAUUACCCUUUACAACAACUCCUUUGAAGGACCUCUUCCUCAAUCACUCUCUUCUCUAAAAAACCUCAAAAUCAUAGAUUUUUCCCACAACAAGUUCAGUGGAAGUUUCUCUCCACUCACUAAUUCAAAUUCCCUCACUUUUCUGGACUUGACUAACAACAGCUUCUCAGGUCCUAUCCCUUCUACUCUACCCAACUCCAAAAAUCUCCACCGUCUCCGACUCGCGUACAACAAUCUCACGGGAACCAUUCCUUCUGAAUUUGGCCAGCUUACUGAGCUCAACUUUCUUGAUUUAUCAUUCAACAAUUUAACAGGAGCUGUGCCACCCCAACUCUCAAACUCUCAGAAAAUACAACACAUGCUACUCAGCAAUAACAGAUUGACUGGGAAAAUUCCAAAUUGGUUGGGAAGCUUACAAGAACUUGGUGAGCUAGACCUCUCUUACAAUAACUUCAGUGGGAAGGUACCUUCUGAGCUUGGUAACUGCUCAAAAUUACUCAAGCUUUCUCUCCUCCACAACAAUCUCUCUGGUGAAAUUCCCCAAGAGAUUGGAAACCUCACUUCUCUCAAUGUCUUCAAUGUGCAAAAAAAUAGUCUCUCUGGCUUCAUUCCUUCAACAAUUCAGCAUUGCACCAAGCUCUAUGAGCUCAGGCUCUCAGAAAAUUUCUUAACAGGUAAUAUACCAGGCGAGCUAGGAGGGCUUGCUGAGUUGCAAGUCAUAUUGGACCUGAGUAAAAACCUCUUCUCCGGCGAGAUUCCACCAUCUCUUGGAAACCUCAUGAAGCUAGAAAGACUGAACCUAUCCUUCAAUCAACUUCAAGGAGCAUUUCCUCAUUCACUUGGCAGGCUCACUAGCCUGCAUGCGCUGAAUCUCUCAAAUAACCAUCUUGAAGGCCAGAUUCCUUCAACCUUUUCAAGGUUCCCACUAAGCUCAUUCCUCAACAAUGACAAAUUGUGCGGCAGACCAUUAGUGUUGUGCUCAGAAUCGCGAGGGAAGAAGAUGCAGCUGUCAAACACGCAAGUGGUAGCAAUCAUUGUGGCCAUUGUGUUUACCUCCACUGUGAUAUGCUUACUUAUGCUGUAUACCAUGCUCAGAAUCUGGUGCAACUGGAAAAAAGUUGCGAUUUCAAGUGCGGAGGGUCAUGGUGGUGGUGCUUUUGGUCACAAGAGAGAGGAGGGUAGAUGGGUCUGUGGUGAUCAGAAGACAAGGAAAGGAGAGUACUGGAACAUGAGUAAUUCCUUUGGGUUCAUUCCUUCACCAGAUAAGCAGAAUUCAGAAACAAAAACAACUAGCUUCUUCAAUAUCAAAAUGGAAGGCAUGGAAAAUACAAAUAUAUAGGCUCUUUUGAUUUUGUUUUCCAAGCGUUGUGGCAAUUAAUCAAAUGCUGAGUUUAAUCAAUCUAAAUACUUGUUAAUUCAAAAGGUUUGUGCCCGUGGUGGGAUUGUGCUUCGCUUAGCCUUUUCUAGUGGUUAGGCUAUAGACGCAAAACUAUGAAAUAAAUUUUGAAGGAACCAAAAGUGAUGCGAAAAGUCUGAAGACUCUCUUCAGCUGAUUAGACUCAUCACGUGGAUGGGUGAUUAAGGAAAAUAUGUCAUGUAAGCACUAUGAUGUCACUCAUCCUUAUUUUAAAUAAAGAGAAACCAAAAGCUAUGCAAAAAAUUUCAUACAACAA